AUGACGGAAGAAAUCACGGCGCUUACAAACCAGCACAACUGGUCUCUGGUUCCGCAACCGCCCAACAAACCACUUCUUGGCUGCAAGUGGACUUUCAAAACGAAACUACUACCCAAUGGACAGGUUGAUCGAUACAAAGCUCGGCUCGUCGCUCUCGGUUACAACCAGCAAUUCGACAUCAAUUAUACCGAAAUCUUCAGUCCUGUGGCAAAGAUGCCAACGAUACGACUCUUGUUAACCAUCGCUCUCAAUCGUAAAUGGUCCAUACAUCAACUCGACGUCUCCAAUGCUUUCCUUCAUGGAGAUCUUCAAGACGACAUUUAUAUGCGCCAACCGCCCCGCUUCGUCGACCCAGAGAAUCUGGACUUAGUCUGCAAGCUUCACAAAUCACUCUAUGGUCUCAAACAAGCACCUCGACAAUGGUUUCAUAAGCUAACAAUGUUUCUCCAGACUCAAGGCUUCAGGUUCAGUCGUUCCGAUCCCUCUCUUCUAAUCUUUCAUAAAGCUCAUAUACAAAUAUACUUUCUUAUUUACGUUGAUGAUUUUCUUGUAACAGGGAAUGACAACUCUGCGAUCCAGCACAUUCUCGGUCAGCUCCAAGCCCAAUUCGCCCUCAAGCAGCUAGGACAAAUCUCACUCUUCUUAGGCAUACAAGUAAUUCAAUCCACAAAUGGCUAUUUUCUCACACAACAACACUAUGCUAUGAAAAUUCUAUACGACGCGGGUUAUGCCAAUUGCAAACCGGCACCAACGCCAGUCACACCCGCCUCAAAACAUGAACAAUCGACCGACUCUCCAUUCCAUGAUCCGACUCUCUACCGCAAGCUCGCCAGGUCCUUACAAUACCUCACCAUAACGAGACCGGACAUUGCUUUUGCCACUAAUGUCGUCUGCCAACGCAUGCAAGAUCCUACCGAUCAAGACUUCAAAGCACUCAAGCGGCUAUUACGCUACAUCAAAGGCACCGUCACCUAUGGUCUCCCGAUCACCACCAGCCCCCUUGAGCUGCGAUCCUAUACGGAUGCCGAUUGGGCCUCCGAUGCUUUCGACCGGAAGUCUAUAUCUGGCUACUGCACAUUCCUAGGUCCCAACCUCAUUUCCUGGACCAUCAAGAAGCAAGUCACUGUUGCCAAGUCGUCCACCGAGGCAGAGUAUCGCUCCCUCACAGCUGCAAUUUUUGAAGUGAUCUAG
Messenger RNA from Dendrobium catenatum, 1191 nucleotides. RefSeq lists its product as uncharacterized. The record is from RefSeq and is a predicted model, not a curated record. The transcript has a single exon. NCBI's taxonomy places the organism in Eukaryota, Viridiplantae, Streptophyta, Magnoliopsida, Asparagales, Orchidaceae. The coding region runs from base 1 to 1191 and encodes 396 amino acids.